Hevea brasiliensis (rubber tree) is the source of this 1097-nucleotide messenger RNA. Its product is annotated as actin-depolymerizing factor. The record is from RefSeq and is a predicted model, not a curated record. Gene Ontology annotation, cellular component: actin cytoskeleton; cytoplasm. The coding region runs from base 268 to 708 and encodes 146 amino acids. Gene Ontology annotation, molecular function: actin filament binding. Lineage: Eukaryota; Viridiplantae; Streptophyta; Magnoliopsida; Malpighiales; Euphorbiaceae. Gene Ontology annotation, biological process: actin filament depolymerization. The transcript is spliced from 3 exons.
AUUUUCUCACCACCCAAGAGAAAAGAGUGAAGGAAAAUAAAAGGGAUAUCGAAUUUGCUUUGUAGCAUUUGUUUUUUCUUUGGAAGUAUCCUACUUUCAGCUGCUUCAAAUUUUAUUAUAUUAUUUCCCCUUUUUCUAUUAUUAUUUGCCCCCUCCCUUUUGCCUUUCGGUCCAAAAACUGUCUUCUUUAUCAACUGCUGAUAAAUUGAAGUUGCUUCUCUUCAUUCCUCACUGUUUGUUUCUGAGCCUUGUUCUUUCUUAGCUGCCAUGUCAUUCAGGGGACUAAGCCGGCCCAAUGCAACGUCAGGGAUGGGCGUUGCUGAUCACAGCAUAAACACAUUCUUGGAACUGAAGAGGAAGAAGGUCCACCGAUAUGUGGUGUUUAAAAUUGAUGAGAAGAAGAAAGAGGUUGUGGUUGAGAAAACUGGUGGCCCUGCUGAGAGCUAUGAGGAUUUCACUGCUUCUUUGCCAGAGAAUGAUUGCCGAUAUGCUGUAUAUGACUUUGAUUUUGUGACUUCUGAGAAUUGUCAGAAGAGCAAGAUCUUCUUCAUUGCAUGGUCUCCUUCAACAUCUCGAAUCCGAGCCAAGAUGCUCUAUGCCACAUCUAAAGACAGGUUCAGAAGGGAGCUGGAUGGUAUCCACUAUGAGAUUCAGGCAACUGACUCUACAGAGAUGGAUCUUGAAGUGCUCAGAGACCGUGCAAAUUGAGCUUCCUCUGCAAUUCAGAGGUUUCCACCUCAGGGGAGACAAAUCCGCCAUUGUUUUUCCAACUUCUGAAUUAUGCCUCUUCUAUUAAGCUACUUGCAGAAUCCUUUUCCAAACAAGAUAAACAACAUAUUCCCUAAAUAACUAGCACUGGAAGAGGCUGAUAAGAAGCUCCCGUACUCUUUGCUGCUGAUCAGAUAAGAGAAGUUUGUUGUUGGUUACUUGGAAGUUUAAAUAUGUUAUCAUAACAAUUUGCAGUAGAGACUCUUUUCUUUUUCUUCCUCCGCUUUUCCUUAUCUGUGUUCUUUGUGUUGCACAGAGGAAAAAAAUUGGACAGUUGAAAUGUUGAAAAUCAUGGAAGCCAAUAUAAGCCUAAGUAAUCUCCUAGUGUA